AUGGUGAUGUGGGCUGAGCCAUCGGCGUCUCCGCCGCUUGCACGGUCACUCUGCAUCCUGGCCGCCAGCAAUGUCAACCGACUGCUUGUAAAGUUAGAAUUCUGGUGUAUACAGUAUGUUGCAAAACCCUCACAUUCCGGAGGUCAGUGAACCAAGUCCCACGCGCCGUAGUCAUCUCGGCAACUGCCUGUCCAUAAAUCAGGUGGGCUCCGGUAGAUUCGACUACCGCGUCGUGGCCUCGAUAAGGCGGUAACCUGUACGUUCCCACGUAUGUUUUCCUUUUUAGGGACACCUUUUACAGUCUACUUUACAUUUUUUCAUAGAUGUUUUGGCAGAUGUUGAAUAAUUCAUAUUGACACAACUUUGAAAAACUGGGCGCCUCCGUGGGAUUCGAACGCACGACAGUAAAGGGAAGGCUUUAGCACAACCAACGAUCUAACCACUUGGGCUAUGAAUUAUUCAAAAUCUACCAAAACAUCUAUGAAUUACGUGAACCUGGUAGUCAUCUGGUGGAUUCUACAUGCAUUACUUAGGAAAUCCUGCUUGGGAAAUAAACUUACUGCAUCAGAUUUCGUGGAUUCCAGAUGACAGGAUUACUCAUUCGACAGAAGGAAACGUACCUCGUUUGUUUUCCCUCUGCUUGCAGCAAUUAUGGCGUGGCAAGGCACGUCCGUUUCGCUGCCCAGCUGCGCCGCCAUCAGCAGUUGCAUGUGUGCAUGUGCAGUGGGGUUCUAACCCACUAGAACAAGAGAAAAAGUUGAGUACAGCCAACGCUAUAGCGACCUGAGUUACUAGGUCCCAAGAGAGAGAUAGAGAGAGAGAGAGAGCCGUGAAUGCAAUCACGGCAUGACUGACUAGUGCGAAUGUGGUGAGGUACUGGACUAAUUUGCCUUCGAAAAUUUAGUCCCAUUUUCUUUGACCGGAUUGCUUGUUUGAAUGUGACGAGAAACAACACACCUGUACAACCCACCUUGCUAGCGUGCUCCGCCGUCAUGCUCUGUUGUUAAGUUGCUUAACGUUCAAAAUCUCUAUAUCAUUCACUGCUCAGUCUUACUUGGUGCAUUUAAGGCUAGGAGUUCAUGAGAUAUAAAUCGUUAGUUCGUGAGUACAUUAUAAUUUGCGUCAUUGGUGACUCCCGACGUUAACGCAGACUUCAUACCUUUCUAUGUCGUACUGAGUAACAUUUAACGUGCUAUUUGUUUGCGAAGAUCCAUUCCAUUUACAUUUACCUUCCUCACAAAUUCUGAUACUUUACCAUCUCUGUCUUACUAUGUCUCACUCCAACCAACAACUUGAUGUCCCCGCCCAGUCCCUUCAUGCCAUCAAUAUUACCUUGCCUGAAUUCUGGCAACACGCUCCAGAACUUUACUCCAUCCGCAUAGAAUCAGCCUUUUAUUCUGCUAACGUUACCAAGGAGUUGACGAAAUACCACAAACUGGUGGAGGUCCUACCCGCUAGUGUCAUCUCUCAAGUUCACUCCUUGUUAUCAAGUCCUCCUGCAGAUGCUCCCUACUCCACGUUAAAGGAAGAAAUUCUCUGACUUAAUUCUGUGUCCGACCGACAGCGGUACCACCAGUUACUUAAGAAGGAGUCACUGGGUGACCGGAAGCCCUCUGAGUUUCUACGUUGAAUGCGUUCUCUCCUUGGGGACAUGCAGGUUGACGAUAAAUUCGCCAAGGAGAUGUUCCUAGAGCGUCUGUCCGCAGAUGUUUAAACGAUCCUGGCGUCUGGCUCUCAAGAUCUCACGGUAUCACAGCUGGCUGAGAUGGCGGAUCGAAUGAUAGAGAUGCAGCGGUUCCAGUCACCUUCCGUUGCCCAGAUCUCAUCCUCAUCGUCAGUGAAUGAGCAGUUAAUGAAACAGGUGUCGGCCAUUGCGGAUGAGAUGACCUCCCUUAAUAUACAGCUCGCCCGCCUUACUUCCAGUCGCUCACGCAGCCAUCGUCGUUCUCGUUCGCGACCUCAGACUGCCGAUACUUGUUGGUAUCACACUAAUUUCGGCGUAAAGGCCCGUCGCUGUUCCUCUUUUAAUCCGAAACAGGGAGAUCAGUCAGCCAGAGAAUAGAUGUGACCGUUUUCUCUGGCCCUUCCGGCUCUGGUCGCACCUUCUGUGUUUGCGACACUGCGACUCGUAGAAGUUUCCUGGUGGACACUGGAGCCCAAAUCAGCGUUGUUCCCCCAACUGCAGCUCAUCGUCGUUUCCCUAGCCUUAGUCUUCACCUGCAAGCUGCCAACUGUUCCCCCAUUCCCACUUUUGGCAGUCUGUCCCUCACCCUGAACAUUGGCCUUCGUCGGUCAUUCACCUGGAUCUUUGUGAUUGCUGAUGUCCCUCAUGCAAUCCUCGGCUUGGACUUUCUUGCUGAGUUCGAUCUCCUUGUUGACUGCCGACGUGCCCGUCUCCUCGACCGCACAACCGGUCUGUUUGUUCGUGGACAAACUCCCUUUGCUAUCCCCACCAACUUAUCUGUCUUGGAUACGGAUAUUGCUAGUCAUUUUCGGCAACUGUUUCUUAGUCACCCCAACAUAAUCAACCCCCUGUUUCUCAUUAGUGAGGUUCAACAUGAUGUUGUGCACCAUAUCCGCACCUCAGGUCCUCCCGUGUUUGCUCGACCGAGACGACUAGCACCGGAGCUUUUCCAGGCCGCGAAGGCGGAGUUUGAACACAUGCUGCAACUGGGAAUAAUUCGACCGUCCGAGAGCCCUUGGGCGUCCCCACUGCACAUGGUGCCCAAGGCAACAUCAGGCGACUGGCGACCCUGUGGCGACAAUCGUGCCCUCAACAGCGCUACCAUUCCUGAUCGGUACCCCGUGCCUCAUCUUCAGGACUCUGCUGGAGCCCUUUUCGGCAAAGCGAUUUUCUCGAAGAUUGAUCUGGUGCGUGCUUUUCAUCAGAUUCCAGUCGCCCUCGAGGACAUCCCUAAAACCGCCGUCACCACAUCCUUCGGUCUCUUUGAGUUCAUCCGCAUGCCGUUCGGUCUUCGUAUUGCCGCCCAAACGUUCCAGAGGUUCAUCGACCAUGCCUUACGUGGCCUACCUUUUUUGUACGCCUACAUUGAUGACCUCUUAGUAGCCAGCCGGAAUGAAGAAGAACACAAAGAGCAUCUUGCCUUCGUGGUUGACCGUCUUGACAAGUUUGGCCUUGUCAUCAACCCCUCCAAUUGUGUGUUGGGUGUGCCUUCGCUCCAGUUUCUCGGCCAUCAGGUUGACUCUGAAGGCCUGCGUCCCCUCCCCACCAAGGUUGAAGCAGUUCGUAAUUUCCCUCCACCAACUUCCAAGCGACAGUUGCAGCGAUUCCUCGGCAAGGUCAAUUUUUACCGCCGGUUCCUACGGAGCUGUGCUGAUCUCAUGCUGCCGCUCACCAACAUGCUUUCUGGUCCCAAAGGUCCGCUCGAGCUGACUGAUGAAGCACUGACUGCUUUUGAGAUAAUUAAAAAUUCUCUUGCCGAUGCCACCUUACUUACGCAUCCCGCUCCCGAAGCUCAGCUGUCUUUGAUGGUAGAUGCUUCGACCGUAGCCGUAGGUGCAGUCCUUCAACAACACCUUGCUGGUUCGACUCAACCACUUGCCUUUUUCUCCAAAAAGCUCUUACCAGCCGAGACACGCUACAGUACCUUUGGCCGUGAACUACUUGCCAUUUACCUGGCUGUGAAGCAUUUCCGGCAUUUCCUUGAAGGUCGGGACUUCACUCUUUUCACUGACCACACACCGCUGACUUUUGCACUUCGUUCCCACUCCGACAAGUACAAUCCGAAGGAAAUCGCCCACCUGGACUACAUCUCCCAAUUCACCACCGACAUCCGCCACAUUGAUGGCACGAAGGAUGAGGUGGCUGAUACGCUGUCCAGACCCUCACUGUCUUCCCUCCAACUCUCACACGGGAUCGAUCUUUGCGCCAUGGCAGCUGAGCAAUAG
Messenger RNA from Spirometra erinaceieuropaei, 3909 nucleotides. The record is from the annotation of a GenBank genome assembly. Lineage: Eukaryota; Metazoa; Platyhelminthes; Cestoda; Diphyllobothriidea; Diphyllobothriidae.